This is a messenger RNA of Galdieria sulphuraria, 2313 nucleotides long. RefSeq names its product transcription initiation factor TFIIH subunit H4. Lineage: Eukaryota; Rhodophyta; Bangiophyceae; Galdieriales; Galdieriaceae. The record is from RefSeq and is a predicted model, not a curated record. Gene Ontology annotation, molecular function: ATPase activator activity; double-stranded DNA binding; protein binding. Bases 41 to 2263 code for a protein of 740 amino acids. Gene Ontology annotation, biological process: nucleotide-excision repair. Gene Ontology annotation, cellular component: transcription factor TFIIH core complex; transcription factor TFIIH holo complex. The transcript is spliced from 3 exons.
UUGAAAAGAAACAGAAGAAUCGCUGGGCAUUCUUGUUGUGAUGAAAGCAACCAACAGAGGAAGCUUAUUAGAAUAUCUUAUGGACUCUGAGUGGGCUGAUGAAGUAGAGACACUUUAUAAAAGUCCUUAUGCUACGAGUUGUAUAUUUGAAAUACUUUCCUCGUUGCAAAAGGCCAUUUUAACACGCUUAUUAUUUAUACAAGAAAUUGACGCCAGUACUCUAUUGAAGUGGUUCCAAAAACAGUCACAGUCACAAAUUCAAACUAUUGUGAAUCACUUGGUAGACUUAAGAAUACUUUAUAGAAAGCAAGGCUCCAACUCUGUUCAGUUUCAGAUGAAUCCCAAGUUUCAAAAGAGUUUACAAGAUUUGAUAUUACGUAACGUAGUUUCUCCCUUUGUUAGGAAAGAAGAAACAGAUAUUGGGGAUCAUAAUACUACAAGUCAGCAGCAAUUGUCAUAUGAUGUGACUUUUCUGAGUCAGUAUUCACGACACUGUUGGAACAAAAUACUGCAGUUUCUUGUGGGUUUGGAACCCUUGGAAAGUGAACCUUCCGUGAGAAUCAUAGAAGCCUUAGUGGAAAGUGGUUUGAUAGAACAAGUUGAAGAUGGUUUUCGAAUAACUACGGUCGGAUUUCAGUUUCUAUUAAAGGAUACAAGGGAGCAAGUCUGGUUUAUUCUUGAGAAUAUUUUAUUCUCCAAUGAAACGAAUCUAAAGAUAGGAACAAAGUUACAAAAAAGAGUUAUGAACGAAGAAAUGGUUGAGUUUCUAUUUGAAUUGAGUUUCUGUGCUUCAGGAGUUGCUUAUCAUUGGAAAACGUUAUCUAAAACGCAACAAAUUUAUAUUCCUUAUUUGGCUGAUUUAGGGUUGAUCUAUUUACAUAUUUCAUCGUCAUUAGAGAAAGACUCUUACUUUUAUGUCACUCCACUUGGAGUUACAUUGACUCGUUCGAUAUGUUGGUUGGGAGACAAAAACAACUACCUUUUAUUGGAAGACUGGUCAAAUGUGGACAACGACUGUCGAAUGAUUGUGCAGACCAAUUUUCGUGUUUAUGUAUAUACCAAUUGUACUUUUCAGAUUUCGUUGCUUUCCUUAUUCAUUCAAUUCCUAUACCGCUUACCCAAUAUGGCAGUUGGUGUUAUUACCAGAGAUAGCAUUCGAACAGCACUUAAUAAUGGAAUAACUGCACAACAAAUGAUAUCUUAUUUACAGAAUCAUAUGCAUCCGAAUAUGAAAGGAAAACUUCCUAUAACCAUUAUAGAUCAGAUACGGUUAUGGGAAGCUCAACGCUUUCGAGUUACGACCAAACAUGCUUUACUAUUGGACCACUUUGAUAAUAUGACAUGCUUUGAGAAAACUUACGGCACAACAAGAAUUGGAAAGUUUUAUUCAAUCUCUUCAACGGAAAUGAUAGGAGAAAAGAUAGACGACUUAUUUGAGACGCGCACGUUUUUCUACUUACACAACUUUGAGAGAGCAAAAGAAGAAGCUCUUCAAGUCCAACCCGGUCCUGAACUAGCUCAAGAGAAGCAAGCUUUGUUGGCAAGAAUUGAAAUAGCACAAGGAAACUAUGAUGAGGCUAUUCAAAGUUUGGAAGAAGACAACAAAGACGAUUCAAAGGUAUUAAAGUGGUACGCUAUAUACUUGAAAGAUGCCUCGGAACGUCCCAACAUCUUGGAACAAGUAAACGACUUGAUAGAAAGUAACCUUAGUGGAGGAAAUCAGAUAGUAACUGCAAAUAUUCUUGUUCACGAAGGUCGCUAUGAACAAGCACUUGAGUUGUUGCAGCGUCAACCCACUUUAGAAACUGCGGCGUUGGAAGUGGAGAUUUUAUUGAGAAUGAACCGACUAGAUUUGGCCAAAAUAUUAACAGAACGACUCAAUCAACUUGAAGGUGACGCAGUGUUAACUCAUCUCACAACUGCUUGGGUCUAUCUAGCAGAAGGUUCUUAUCGUGAGGCAGAAUAUAUAUUUGCAGAACUCUCUGAACGUCAUGGCUCUUCUGAUAUGUUAUUGAACGGAUUAGCCACAGCAUAUAUAGGUGAAGGUAAAUAUCAAGAGGCAGAUAAUAUUUUGCAAGAGUUGGUAGCUAAGAAUCCCAACUAUCCACCUGCACUUGUAAACUGCCUAGUAACCAGUUGUCACUUGAGUAAAACUAAAGAACAAAUGGACGCAUAUAGAAGACAACUGAAAAGAGUUAGUCCUGAUUGCAAGUGGUUGAAGGAAUUGGAAAGUUUUGAGGAACGUUUGAGUUUACUUGCUUGAAAAUAAAAAAGCAAACUCACAUGGAUCUCCAUAAAGGAUUCGACGUUGUU